Pseudozyma hubeiensis SY62 is the source of this 1743-nucleotide messenger RNA. Its product is annotated as helicase C-terminal domain-containing protein-containing protein. The record is from RefSeq and is a predicted model, not a curated record. Lineage: Eukaryota; Fungi; Basidiomycota; Ustilaginomycetes; Ustilaginales; Ustilaginaceae. Bases 1 to 1743 code for a protein of 580 amino acids. The transcript has a single exon.
AUGAAGGUCGAUCUGCCCGUUGAGAUCGUCGAAUUGAUUCUGCGUUUAUCGCUGCAAGAAAGUGGUCUGCCAGAAAAGGACGUCCGUCCUAAAGCACGUUCCCUUUCGCCUUCCGAGACAGUCACAGCUUCACCGUCCUUAUCGUCACAACAGCUAGCGCCUUCCGCCGAGACUGGGCACCCCGUCACCGUCAGCUUGCUGGCAAAGCACUAUCGAAACCUCUUCCAACCGUACCUCUAUCGAUAUGUAACCCUGCCGACCGAUCGGAGCAUCCGAUUUUUCGCACGUACUGUGUCUUCGCGCCUCGAUCUGGCCACACAGGUCAGAUCGCUCGUCAUUCUCGCACCGACAUCGGUACUUCCGCCGCAAGCUGUUGACACGGAACCAGCAUCAUCCAGCUCUGCGACUGUGCAGACGGCGGUGGGUGAAAUCCUGUCGGCUUGUCCGAGUGCGACACAUCUGCUCGUGGACUGUCGCCGUGUCGACAGUCUCCCGUCACGACUCUACCAUUUGCGUCGACCGAAGGAGCUUAGUCUCGUCAACGUCGAGCAAGAGCACGACUUGGACGGCAUCGUCACGCGGCACCGUGAUCUCAUCGCUGCUGCGUUGCAGAACGACCCUCGUCUUCGGUCGGUUUUAGGAGGCAUCUCGACGCGUACAGAUCGAACAAGGCAGCCCACCGAAACGCCGCCUUCAUCAACCAUAGCACCUCCGGCCGAGCGCUCACUAUCACAUCUUCAUCUUGUUCGUUUCGAUGGGCGAUUGUUGAAUCGCCUUGUCACUCUCUCUUCGUUGAGACAUCUCGUUCUCACGCAUCCCCACGUUCCGGAGAGACGAUCAGGUGCACCAGGUCUUUCCAUCCUGCCACGGCCGCACUUGAUGCUUCUACUCGGAUCUGGCAACAUCGCACGCAUCAUCAUUCGCGCCGAGCUGGCGACCUGCAUCCGCAUCAUGGAGGAAAUCGCCCCCAUUGAGGAUCGCAAGCUCAUCUUCCGCCCCAUACGCUCCAAGGCCGACCUGCUCUUCACAGAUGCAUCUCAGCAAUCCACCAAGGUUGCGCAAUUGGGAACACGAGCGGCAGCUCUUUACGACUCCAUUUCGGCAAAUGAGCUGGAUCUCUUGGCAGAGUUCUACAACAGGGUGCGGCGUGACGCGAGUCGAUCCGAAUCAUCCAGAUCGCAGAACGCAUCCUCGACAGACGCUGACACCAGCCGCGACUCGUCCGGAAGGAGUCACGGUCGCGGGUCGGACAGCUCGGUGGGCUCUGGCGAUGGAUUGAGUCAAAGUGUCUCAGCUGGUAGGGUCAGCGGCGACGAGGGAGAGACAUGUCCGCCAUUGCGACAGCAGAGACAAGAUGUGGGACCCCUGUCUGACGACUACGACUCUGACGACGAAGAGCCGUUCGAUCGCAGCCCCGAGUCGCAUGUCCCUCCACCAAUACGCACGGUCACCAACGCGCCGCCGCUCAACAUCCCCAUUGAAGAGCUCUUGCGAUCAGAACGCUUUCACCCUGCGGGGCUCCGAACCACCUCCCCUCCUUCGAGCAACGCUUCCCCACAACAGCCUCAGCGUCGUCCGCCCAUGCCUCUGCGUCAAACACCUUUCAGCUUGCGAGGGACCGAUUUGCGCGGUGCUACCGCCGACAACAUCGACCUGUGCACCGAAUUGUUUGAUGCUUUGAUGUCCGAGGCUGGUGGAGGACGUGGAGAGACGAGCGCACGAGGCGAGAUGUCCUUCUGGUAG